Messenger RNA from Torulaspora globosa, 1347 nucleotides. It is a transcript of the gene DCW1, whose product is annotated as putative mannan endo-1,6-alpha-mannosidase. NCBI's taxonomy places the organism in Eukaryota, Fungi, Ascomycota, Saccharomycetes, Saccharomycetales, Saccharomycetaceae. The record is from RefSeq and is a predicted model, not a curated record. Gene Ontology annotation, biological process: carbohydrate catabolic process; fungal-type cell wall biogenesis; budding cell bud growth. The transcript has a single exon. Bases 1 to 1347 code for a protein of 448 amino acids. Gene Ontology annotation, molecular function: mannan endo-1,6-alpha-mannosidase activity.
AUGCUUUGGAAGGGAUUGCUGGCCAGCUUGGCUACGUGUUUGGCUUGCGUUGAGGCGGUGUAUCUGGAUUUGAAUGAUACUGCGAGUAUUAAGAAUGCGAGUUCACUGAUUGCGGUUGGGUUGAUGGAUUAUUACACCGGAUUGCAGUAUGGUCAGACGAUCGGGAUGUUUUCUAAUCCGUACUAUUGGUGGGAGGCCGGCGGAGCUUGGGGAUGUAUGCUGGAUUACUGGUAUUUCAUGGAAAACGACACCUACAAUGAGGUUGUGUCUCAGGCUCUGCUGUACCAGGUUGGAGAACACAAGGAUUAUGUGCCGCUGAACCAAUCUACCACGGAAGGUAACGAUGACCAGGCGUUUUGGGGGAUUGCGGCGAUGACCGCAGCUGAGAGAAAUUUCACGAAUCCGCCAGCGCAUCAGCCGCAAUGGCUGUACCUGGCUCAGGCGGUGUUCAACACGAUGGCGCUGCGCUGGGAUAUGAGCUCUUGCAACGGUGGGUUGAGAUGGCAGAUUUUCAUGUGGAAUACUGGUUACGAUUACAAGAACUCUGUGUCGAACGGUGCGCUUUUCCACUUGGCUGCCCGACUGGCGCGGUACACCGGUAACCAAAGCUAUGUAGAUUGGGCCGACAGGGUUUACGACUGGAUGUACGGUGUUGGGCUGAUCAGCAAUGGUACCGACAAGUUUGUUUACGACGGUGUCAACAUCGCUCACAAUUGUUCCGGAAACUUGACGAAAUAUCAGUGGACGUAUAAUCAGGGUUUGAUCCUGAGCGGUUGUGCAUACCUUUACAAUUUCACCAAGGACGAGAAGUGGGGCACCAGAACCUUUGAUUACCUGAACUCAUCUCGCGUUUUCUUUAACAACAGCGUUAUGUUUGAAUCGGCAUGUCAGGGCGCCAACACUUGUAAUACGGAUCAGAGGUCCUUUAAGGCCUAUUUCUCCCGAUUCUUGGGAACUACCGCUCAAUUGAUACCCGAAACGAGGGACCAGAUCAUGACAUGGAUCAACACAUCGGCCCUGGCAGCAGCAGACUCCUGUAGUGGUGGUUACGAUGGGCACACCUGCGGUAUUAAUUGGUUUUACGGUGGCUGGGACUCACAGUACGGCCUUGGUGAACAGAUGUCUGCAUUGGAAAUCAUAGUCAACACGAGAGCUCUGGAUAGACCUCCACCUUAUAACGCGACCAAUGGCGGUUCUUCUGUGGGUGACGGUGCUGCAGGUACGGAGGAAAUCCCGACGAACUUAUCUCCAUUGGACAUAACUGCAGGUUCAAAAGCAGGAGCUGGGAUCAUCACAUGCGUGAUAGGUAUUUCAAUUUUGAGUUGCGCCCUAUGGCUAAUAUUGUGA